Phoenix dactylifera (date palm) is the source of this 919-nucleotide messenger RNA. RefSeq lists its product as uncharacterized. Lineage: Eukaryota; Viridiplantae; Streptophyta; Magnoliopsida; Arecales; Arecaceae. The record is from RefSeq and is a predicted model, not a curated record.
GGGUGACAUAACGGCGGAGGCUCCGAUCCCGUCCUCUGGUCUUUUCCCCCUUCCGGUCUCCCACCGCAUCUCGCCGUGGGAGAAGCCGAAGGGGAGCGAGAGCUCCGUCCCCCCCGCCCCUCCCCAUUAGAAGAAGAAGAAGAAGUCUUCUCUUCUCUCUUCUCCUCUUCUCCUAUUCUUCUUUCUCCCCUCGUUGCCGGAGGGCUGAGAUGAUCGAGAACAACAACAAUCCCGAGGGCGGCAAGAGAUACGCGCCUCCCGCUCAAAGGAACCGAUCCCUCAACCGGCGCAAAUCUGGAGAUCGAUUUGAAAAAACAAGUUACUCCUAUGGGAUUGAUGGGGAGAAGAGUCAAGCUUCUAAUUUGAGAAAUUUUCCUUCAACGGAUCAUGGGGAGGCUGGUGGCAGCAAUGUUCAAAAUGAAAACCAUCCAGGAUUGAUACCCAUAGAUGGGUGUUGUACCAGUGAGGCUGCACAACUUUUAAAUGAUCGUUGGGCAAAUGCCAUGCACUUGUGCAAUGAUCCAUCAGUUGAUUUAUCUGAAAGACCAACAAUGUAUUCUGGAGCUAGUGGGUCGUCGUGGGGUCAUUUGAAGCUUCCACAUCAGAUGGACUUUCUGUCUGAGCUACGACGUGCAAUACAUAAUGCUCAGAUCAAUGCUGUGCCGACUGCCAGUGAGCGUAGCUGAUUACCUGCAUGGAUGGAAUUGGGAAUUUUUGGAAGCUACUUUAAUGGUUUAUGUAUUCGUAGACUAAAUGUUUGUGUCAUCUGUACUGAACUACUUGUUCUAUCUUACUAAUCCCAGUGGUGUAGAAAUGCAUACCUUGUUAUAAUUAGUGUUGGAAGCAGUGGAACAGAGCUACUGCUGCACUGAUUGUUGGUAAAUCUUAGUUUUUAAGGUAACACAUGCUUGCUUUUCCA